Messenger RNA from Cyprinodon tularosa, 1926 nucleotides. RefSeq names its product dnaJ homolog subfamily C member 7-like. Bases 49 to 1542 code for a protein of 497 amino acids. The transcript is spliced from 14 exons. The record is from RefSeq and is a predicted model, not a curated record. Gene Ontology annotation, molecular function: protein binding. NCBI's taxonomy places the organism in Eukaryota, Metazoa, Chordata, Actinopteri, Cyprinodontiformes, Cyprinodontidae.
GUGACGUCAUCUCGCUGCAGUCCUCUUGCUUCGCAUUUUCCAGAAAAGAUGGCAGCUGUUGAUAUCGAUAUGCCGGUAGAGCCAGAGCCUAUGAUCCGCGCUGAGGACGACCUGGAACGUGAGGCGGAAGGCUUCAAAGAACAAGGGAAUGCAUACUACAGCAAGAAAGAUUACUCUCAAGCCUUCAACUAUUACACCAAGGCCAUCGAUACAUGUCCCAGAAAUGCCAGUUACUAUGGCAACAGGGCAGCCACCCUCAUGAUGCUCAGUCGCUUUCGGGAAGCCCUUGAAGACUCUCAGCAGGCCGUGCGUCUAGAUGACCGUUUUAUGAAGGGGCAUCUCCGGGAGGGCAAGUGUCACAUGUCUCUGGGAAACGCCAUGGCGGGCAGUCGCUGCUUUCAGAAAGUUCUGGAGUUGGAUCCAACCAACAAAGAGGCUAAGCAGGAGAAAAAGAAUGCAGCUGUACUGCUGGAAUAUGAGAAAAUGGCCGAAUUCAGCUUUGAAAAAAGGGAUUUCAGAAAGGUGGUGUACUGCAUGGACCGAGCCUUAGCUUUGGCCCCCGCAUGUCAUCGUUUCAAAAUCAACAAGGCAGAAUGCCUCGCUCUUCUCGGGCGCUAUCCUGAAGCUCAGUCUGUGGCCAGUGACAUUCUGAGGAUGGAUUCCACUAAUGCGGAUGCGUUGUAUGUCCGGGGUUUGUGUCUGUACUAUGAGGACUGCAUUGAUAAAGCCGUGCAGUUCUUCGUCCAGGCUCUACGAAUGGCUCCUGAUCAUGAAAAAGCCCGACUUGCCUGCAGGAAUGCCAAAGCUCUAAAAGCAAAGAAAGAUGAGGGCAACACGUCAUUUAAAACCUGCAACUAUGACGCUGCUUACCUUCUGUACACUGAAGCGCUGGCGAUAGACCCCAACAACAUCAAGACCAACGCUAAACUCUACUGCAACAGAGCCACAGCAGGAGCAAAGCUGAAGAAAAUUAACCAAGCCAUUGAAGACUGCACCAAUGCAAUCAAACUGGAUGACACGUACAUCAAGGCCUACUUAAGAAGAGCUCAGUGCUACAUGGACACUGAACAAUACGAAGAGGCUGUACGGGAUUAUGAGAAAGUUUACCAGACAGAAAAAACCUCAGACCACAAGCAUCUGCUGAAGAACGCACAGUUGGAGCUGAAGAAGAGCAAAAGGAAAGAUUACUACAAGGUGCUGGGUGUCGGGAAGAACGCCACAGAGGACGAGAUCAAAAAGGCGUACCGCAAGCGGGCCCUCAUGCACCACCCAGACCGCCACAGCGGAGCAACUCCAGAGGUGCAGAAAGAAGAGGAGAAGAAGUUCAAGGAAGUAGGGGAAGCCUUCACAGUCCUCUCUGAUCCAAAGAAGAAGAGCCGCUAUGAUAACGGACAUGACUUGGAUAAUGAUGGCUGCUUUGAUGGUGGAGAUAUUGAUCCAAACAACAUCUUUAGGGCUUUCUUUGGUGGCCAUGGUGGAGGAUUCAGUUUCGAUUCCAGCCCUGACUCAGGACCAGGAAAUUUCUUUUUCCAGUUUGGUUAACGUAAAUGAGCACGAGUGGAAGGGAAACCUCUCCUUGCAAUGUAGAUAAAUGUGGACCCAGUCACCUUGUGAUACUCAUACUCCUGAGUGUGUUGAAGUAUCUGCCCACUGAUCUUUUAAUUAGCAUUUUUUAUUAUUAUUAUUAUUGCACCCAAUUCUCCAAUUACUCCCUCCGCAGAUGCUGAGCAACUCUGGAAAAAGUAAAUUAUAGGUUGUGGUUUUGUGAAUUAUUAACAGAGGCACUUGAAUCUUUAAAGAUUUUUGUAAAAGCUCACAUUAGCAUGUUGCAGUUUCUAAUAUUGACCUUGUGUUACAUGUGUUUGAGAUUUUAAAACUGCCUCAGGCUUUAUUAGGCUGGUCAGGGAUGAGUGUGGAUUGUUGGGA